GUCGUACCCGCGACUGUACACAUUCUUACACCUGCUCACACCAAAGUACUCGUUCGCCAGGUUCAAUCUCGGUUGAACCUACUAAGUGUUGCCCAACAUUUUCGCCAACGGCCUCGUCUCCAACCACAACUGUUUCCGGGGCAAGCACGUUUGCGCUGGACUCGACCCUAAGUGUCUCUAAACGCCUCACCUCCACCAACUCUUUGAUCACUUUUACUCCCAUCAAUCUCCAAGCAUGGCUCCUAUCGCUACCGGCAACGGCCACUCUAACGGCCAUACCGCCCACGCCAACGGUGCUGAGCAGCGCGUUGCAGCCCCAGUCAAUCCGACCGCCGCUCGACACGAAGACCUGAUCUCUAUCAAGGUCGACUCUCCUCACGUCAAGUACGAGGAUGACGCUAUCAUCAGCCAGUACUCAUACCGAGACACUCACGUCAACGUAGUCAACAAGGCCGAUGGCACGACCGAGUACCAGGCCAAGCCUGUCACCAGCCAGUACCAGUUCAAGACUGGACGAAAGGUACCCAAGACUGGUCUCAUGAUGGUUGGAUGGGGAGGCAACAAUGGAACCACCCUCACCGCCUCUGUCUUGUCCAACCGAGAGAACCUCACCUGGAACAACAAGGAAGGUCUGCAGAAGCCAAACUUCUACGGCUCCCUCGUCCGAGCUUCGACCAUCCGACUGGGCUCCGACCCUGUCACUGGCAAGGACAUCUACGUGCCCUUUGGUAGCGUCUUGCCCAUGGUUCACCCCAACGACCUUGUCCUCGGUGGUUGGGACAUCAGCGGUAUGACCAUUGACGCUGCCACCACUCGUGCCAAGGUCCUCGACUACGACCUCCAGCGCCAGCUUGUCCCUUUGACCAAGAACAUGAAGCCUCUUCGCUCCAUCUACUACCCGGACUUCAUUGCUGCCAACCAGGAAGACCGAGUUGACAACAUCCUGCCCGGAUCCGACAAGCAAGCUCACCUUGACCAGCUUCGAACUGACAUUCGCGAGUUCAAGCAGAACAAUGGAGUUGAACAAGUCAUCGUCGUUUGGACUGCCAACACGGAGCGAUACUCUGAAAUCAUUCCCGGGGUCAACGACACCGCCGACAACUUGCUCAACGCCAUCAAGACGUCUCACUCUGAGGUCUCUCCCUCGACGCUCUUUGCAGUCGCCUGUAUCCUUGAGCGAGUCCCUUACAUCAACGGAGCUCCUCAGAACACCUUUGUUCCCGGUGCCAUCGAGCUGGCUGAGCGCCACAAGGCAUUCAUCGGCGGUGACGACCUCAAGACCGGUCAGACGCGCUUCAAGACUGCAUUGGCAGAGAUGCUGGUCAACGCUGGUAUCAAGCCAUUGAGCAUUGCCUCGUACAACCACCUGGGCAACAAUGACGGACACAACUUGUCCGUCCCUUCGACCUUCCAGAGCAAAGAGAUUAGCAAGCGAGGAGUCGUCGAUGAUCUCGUCGAGUCCAACGCUCUCCUCUACCCCCGAGCCAGCAAGAACUCCCUUCCCAGCAAGGAGAUUGAUCACUGCAUUGUCAUCAAGUAUCUCCCUGCCGUUGGAGACGGAAAGGUUGCCAUGGACGACUACUACUCUGAGCUCACCCUCGGUGGACGCAACCGCAUCAUGGUCUCGAACAUCUGUGAGGAUUCACUGCUGGCCACUCCCAUCUUGAUGGACUUGGUCCUUCUGGCCGAGCUCAUGACUCGAAUCACGUACACCGAUGGCGACUCUGCCAAUGCAGAGGAGAGCUACAAGACGAUGUACACGAUCAUGAGUCUGCUGUCCUUCUCUCUCAAGGCUCCCCUGGCCAAGAAGGGACGAGAGGCGGUCAAUGCCAUUUCUCGCCAGAGGAACGGACUGGCCAAUUUCAUGAAGGGUCUCAUUGGUCUCCCACCCAACGACGAUGUACUCCUGGAGUCUCGUCUGUGGUAGAUGUCGCUCUAUCGCCAUCUCCGCCCUGCCCCUGCGCACCCUGUUAGACAGAUCCAAGCUCAAUGUAGUGAUCUAGAGUAAGACGAGGCAGACGUCUUGUAGCACCAUGGGUAUCUGCAGCUCACUCUAGAGUUGCUACAGCUUUCGCCUUGUCUUACUCGCUUCCCCAAAUUUUCUAGACCAAUGAAUAUCAAUCGUUCUUCUUCCGCACUUUCGCUUGCUUGCCUCCGUGAUGACGAUGACGACAUGACGCGGGACUUUAUGGAUGGAACAGGCACCGAAGAAGGACGCUCAAGGGGUCAGUGCGACCCGACAGUGAUCUAGGUACACAGCGGACCCGACGACGAAUGGGCCUGCCUUGUCAUGCUCUCGGUCAUGGAUUGCCUGGCGGCCUCGGCGCUUUCAAAGAAUUGUUACC
Microstroma glucosiphilum is the source of this 2345-nucleotide messenger RNA. Its product is annotated as putative myo-inositol 1-phosphate synthase. Gene Ontology annotation, cellular component: cytoplasm. Gene Ontology annotation, biological process: inositol biosynthetic process; phospholipid biosynthetic process. Gene Ontology annotation, molecular function: inositol-3-phosphate synthase activity. Lineage: Eukaryota; Fungi; Basidiomycota; Exobasidiomycetes; Microstromatales; Microstromataceae. The coding region runs from base 236 to 1927 and encodes 563 amino acids. The transcript is spliced from 2 exons. The record is from RefSeq and is a predicted model, not a curated record.